Magnolia sinica is the source of this 958-nucleotide messenger RNA. RefSeq names its product protein LURP-one-related 10-like. NCBI's taxonomy places the organism in Eukaryota, Viridiplantae, Streptophyta, Magnoliopsida, Magnoliales, Magnoliaceae. Bases 24 to 569 code for a protein of 181 amino acids. The record is from RefSeq and is a predicted model, not a curated record. The transcript has 3 exons.
GCACCGCCCUGAGCGAAUAUAAAAUGGGCUCCUGCGAGUUUGAAACGGAACGGAAGACGGAAACGGUGAUAAACGGCCUAGCAAUGUCCUUCAUGGGAGGUACAAGCGUGGCGCCGUUAAUGAACGCCGUUGUCGUGGUGGGGCAUCAGUUCUUAAGCCCAUACCCGGUGGAUCUGACGGUAACGGAGAAGACGAUGAGCUUAACGGACGGGGAUUACGCCGUUACGGACGCGAACGGGAAUGUAUUCUUCAAGGUGAAAGGGAAGCUGAUAAGCCUCAGAGAUAAAAGGCUCUUGCAAGAUGCAUCUGGAAAUACUCUCCUCACCAUGCGAGAAAAGAUGAUGUCUAUGCAUCGCCGUUGGCAGGCAUUCAGGGGAGAAAGCUCAGAUGCCAAAGACCUUCUAUUUAGUGUUAAGAAGUCUUCAUUGCUCCAGUUUAAGACUGCAUUAGAUGUGUUCUUGGCAUCAAACACAAAGGAAGAAGUUCCUGAUUUCAAGAUCCAAGGAAGCUACUUCGAGAGAUCAUGCACCAUCUACAAUGGAGAUGCUUCGAUUGUCAUAGCUCAGUAAGGUAGGGUCAUGACUCAUGAACGGGCAGUCACCAAGAAAACCUUUAAUCAUGAAGGCGCACAAAUGUAUCACGAUCGGACCAAAAGUGGAAAGGGAUCUCAUCACAUUUACCAAAAACUGUUCACAUGCCUACACAAUCAUGCCUAACACUUCAAUUAGCCUGGCCAUUGUGCAUUAUCCAGAAAGGGAUGGCUCACUAGGCACGACACCCUAUUCUAUACAGGAAUAGCCUAAGAAAUCUCUGUCCGGACUAUAUCAUCUGUCUGAUUUUGCAGAAUGUUUCUGAAAUAUCAGUUUUUUCAUCUUAUUUUUGUAGAAAAUUAGUAAUUAGCUUACAAAAACAUAUAUAAAAUAAAGAGAGAUUUUCUGUUUAUAGAAUUUCUCAUUUA